Molecule: messenger RNA, 727 nt
Organism: Tricharina praecox
Lineage: Eukaryota; Fungi; Ascomycota; Pezizomycetes; Pezizales; Pyronemataceae
Exons: 2
Coding region: 228-617 (129 amino acids)
Source: RefSeq, a predicted model, not a curated record
UCAUCACAAUGCAAUGCGGCUUCAGUAGGUAGAUACAUGCAUAGGCAGGUAUUAUGCGCUAGAGAAUUAUGCCCGCCCGCCUGCCUCCUUGCCUUGUCCGCACCGCACCGCAUUCAGAACGGCGAUGCUCGAGCCAAAGCCAAAGCCUUAUGUGAAAGCACGUGUCCAACAAGAUCCAAUCAAGCCACCUCUGCUGCCGCCUGAUCUGAUCCCAGUGUCUCGUCCGUAUGCUCACGAUAGUUCAGCUAAUGCAUCUCGUGGUUUUGACUACGGCCCACCGGACUACACGCACCCUAUAUGGAGGCUUUAUUCAAGCAAAGUCUCCGACUGGAUAUGAGUGGCAAAAUCGAGCGGGAUUGUGCCCUUCGAUGUUGACGGCCAGGGUAGCCACGCCAGCCAGCGGUUCCUCCCCAUGCACGUUUGUGUGUAUCUCGGCCUGCAUCUAUCUGGCUGCUGGCGGGGUGCAUUGGGAAAUCCAAAGCAGAUCUGAGACGGCCGUUUGGUUCGGAGAGAUCCAAGGGUACCUGGGUGCUUGCUUGCAUGCUUGCGUGCGCAGCCCCAAACGUACCGGCGAUCGCGGGCUGAAAUGUGCGGUGCACUGUGCUUUCCGAACCUAACCGUUGGUACAUAAUCUACUAAUAUCACUUUCCGCAGCCUGCACGUUAAUGCGUGCGAACCGAUGGAAGAUUCCAUCUGCGUAUGUAAAGCGAGACGAGGGAGGGGGAGG